AUGGAUAUCACUCCAUUUCUUCAAACUGGAAGAAACGUAUUGAGUGCAAGAGUCUUGAGGUUCUCUGCAAUAAAUGCGGCUGGGACGUCGAUGGCCAGAACACCCAUACCAGGACUCAUUCUCUGGUGUGCGAUAGGCGAGCAGAAACUUCACACCAAUUCCACCUGGAAGACAACCAAUGACCAAAAAACAGCACUUCUUCCAUCCUCAACGUGGGACUUACGAUUGGGGCCCUGUUUUUUGAACCUCAACGAAGAAGUCCAUGCGGGUAUUAUGUUAUCGGGAUGGGAAGAAGUUGAGUUUGAUGAUGCAUGCUGGAAAGAUUCUGAAAUAAGGACGAUGAAGAGAAAGAUGUCACCCAUGCUAGAUUCCAGAAAACUAACGCCAAGACCCAUUCCUCAUUUACCCGAAAUAUCUCGAAGGUUUGAUAAUGCGAUAACAUGCUCAAAUAAUUCGAGUUUGGAGGACUGGAAUAAACUCCUGCAAAAAGAUAGUCCUGUGAAACUAGAAGCCAGCACGGACACGGAAUUUGAUGUACCCAAAAUCCAAAUCUUGUGUGCUGAGUCUUAUGAGAACGACAUGGAUGCCGGCCAGCCAAGAACGAAAGAGGAUCGUACCAACUCGAAACCGGGAAAUUAUAUGGGCCAACUGAUACUUAUAUCUGUCACUUCACCCGGACCAAAUGUUAUUAUGAACCUUUCUGAUGGCGCACAUUCCGAUACAUUCGGAUCUCUCACUCCUCUUGUCGACAAGCUCUACUCUACAUCCGUCAACACUCUACUCAAUUGUAUGCAUGAAACUCAUGAGGAUUGUCCUUACUAUGAACAAAAUCAAUUCAGUAUGGACACUCGUCUACAGCUUCUCUAUUCCUUUACUAUAUCUUGUUCAAACAUUCUUGCCCGCAAAACCAUCCACGAGUUUUAUGCAUCUCAUAGAGAUGAUGGGCUACUGGAAACUCACUUCCCAAAUCCUGGUCGGUCAAUGAAUAUUCCCCAAUUUUCGUUGUAUUGGAUUUUCAUGAUUGAGGAUCACUCAUUACAUUUUUGUGACUUCAAGUUCGUCAAACAAUACUUAGGCACAAUUGAUGGGAUACUGGACCAUUUCAGCGAUCAUUUGAACGAAAUUGGCCUUGUGGGACAAUUUGAGGAAGAGGGUACAUGGCCUUUUAUUGACUGGGUAAAAGAAUGGUUUACACCAGCACGAGUCUCCAGUCUGGGGGUACCAAAAGCAUAUUUCGAAACAGGAGCCGCCACUGUAAACAGUCUAGUUUAUGCGAUGGCCCUUAAAUCUGCGUCGGUAUUAUGCGAAGCACUGCUCAGAAAUGAUACUGCAAACGAAUACCUUGAUAGGGCCAAUGCCAUCAUCCGUGCUGUCAAUGAACAUUGCUUUGAUAGCAGUAAUGGUCUAUAUCUUGAUGGACCCGGUGCUAACUGUUCGAGAAAGAGAGGCAUUUGGACUUGCAAAUGCAUCAUUUGCGAUAUCAUUCUACAUGUUCCGAGCCGUGGCCAAAGCAGGAAUCUAUGGGAAGUUUGGGAAGAGUUGCUAGGCCCAUGGAAAAUGAUGCUUGACCAAAAUCUGACAACUUGGGCGGAAAGUGAAAGUAUGGUCAGCAGUGAUUGUCAUGGAUGGAGUGCUACUCCCAUGUAUGAGAUUAUGAGGGAAAUAGUCGGUAUCAAAUAUCCGGCCACAAAUGAUGACGAAAGGUGUUUGACAACGAUCGUUGAACCUAAAUUUGAUCUGGUCAAUCAAAUCAAGGGUACCUUUGUUACUGGUGAAGGGGGGAGUAUAGAUGUCUCUUGGGAAAAUCCUGGAUCUGUCAAGCUCAGGAGUUCGAAUGAAAGCAGGGUUAAAUUGAUACUCAAGGGUGUUUUCUAUGAUGUCAAGCUUGUAACUGAGAUCGACCACAGUGUGGAAAGUUUUCUCCUUCCAUUCCUCGCGAUAUCCCAUAUCAUCGUUGCAGUUCACAGACCUUUGAGUAUAGUUCACCAAACGGGCCUGAUGAGAGGAUCCCCGUCGGGCAAGUACAACUGUUAG
Messenger RNA from Sclerotinia borealis F-4128, 2034 nucleotides. NCBI's taxonomy places the organism in Eukaryota, Fungi, Ascomycota, Leotiomycetes, Helotiales, Sclerotiniaceae. The record is from the annotation of a GenBank genome assembly.